AUGGAUUUCAUGGUUGGCUUGCCACAAACUUUUAAGAAACAUGACUCUAUUUGGGUCAUAGUAGACCGACUCACUAAGUCAACUCACUUUUUGCCAGUCAAAACAACUUACACAGUACCCCAGUAUGCAACAUUAUACAUAAAAGAAAUUGUUCAAUUGCAUGGUUCUCCUGAGUCCAUUAUUUCUGACAGGGGUGCUCAGUUUACUGCCCAGUUCUGGAAAAGUUUUCAGGAAGGUCUCGGAUGGUUUGAGAUAGGUGAAACGAAGCUUAUUGGGCCAGACAUAGUACAAGAUGCCUUGAGAAAAGUGAAACUAAUUCAGGAACGACUUAAAAUAGCUCAAAGCCGACAAAGGUCAUACGCAGAUAUAAGACGCCGCGAUCUUGAGUUCAAAGUGGGUGACUAUGUAUUUUUAAAGGUGUCUCCAAUGAAGGGCAUCAUGAGGUUUGGUAGAAAAGGGAAGUUUAGCCCGAAAUAUAUAGGGCCUUCUCCAAUUCUUGAAAGGAAUGGGCGUGUGGCGUAUCGUCUAGCUUUACCUCCUGUGUUAUCUUCAGUACAUCUAAUUUUUCAUGUGUCCAUGCUGAAAAAGUACUUUCACGACUCGAGUCAUGUAAUUGAUAGGCAGGACAUAGAGUUUGAUGAUGAUACUCUGUCAUAUGAGGAGGUCCCUAUAGCUAUAAUAGACAAGCAGGUUCGUAGACUUCGAACCAAAGAUGUUGCUUUGGUAAAAGUAAUAUGGAGCAACCAUUCAGCUGAGGAAGCUACGUGGGAGCCAGAAGAAGCCAUGAAGAAAAAGUAUCUCUAUUUAUUUGACAUUCAGGUAUUGCGGAUGCAGGUAACAAGGCACGUGGCUAGAGGAGAUAUUCCGGAUUUAGUUUACAGACUCCGUUGA
Messenger RNA from Nicotiana tabacum (common tobacco), 891 nucleotides. NCBI's taxonomy places the organism in Eukaryota, Viridiplantae, Streptophyta, Magnoliopsida, Solanales, Solanaceae. The record is from RefSeq and is a predicted model, not a curated record.